Molecule: messenger RNA, 6153 nt
Organism: Gracilinanus agilis (Agile Gracile Mouse Opossum)
Lineage: Eukaryota; Metazoa; Chordata; Mammalia; Didelphimorphia; Didelphidae
Gene: ASCC3
Product: activating signal cointegrator 1 complex subunit 3
Exons: 41
Coding region: 4-5952 (1982 amino acids)
Molecular function (GO): nucleic acid binding; ATP binding; ATP hydrolysis activity
Source: RefSeq, a predicted model, not a curated record
GAUAUGGCCUUACCUCGUCUUACAGGAGCGUUGCGCUCCUUCUCAACUGUCACCAAACAAGAUGAUUAUAAUGAAGAAUCAGCUGACUUAAUGAUGAAACGAUCCAAACUUCAGAAACAAAUUUCAGAUUUAGGUCUCACGUGGAAUAAGAUCGUAAAAUUUGUGGAUGACAAUCUGGAGAAGAAGGAAGUGCAAAUUGUAAAUGAAGAUUUAAAAGAUAUCUUGAAAGCUGCAAAGCAGAUAGGUAAAGUUAAAGAAAUGUUUAAACUAUUUGAAUUGCUAGGACCUGAGGGAUUUGAACUUAUUGAGAAACUCCUCCAAAACAGAGUUAUAAUUGUGGAUAGAUUUCUGUCUUCAAAUGACCAUAAGUUGCAAGUUCUUCAAGACAAUUGUAAGAAAUUUUCAGGAGAAAAUGCUAAGCCUAAUUAUGGUUGCCAAGUCACUAUUCAAUCUGAACAAGAAAAGCAGUUAAUGAAACAGUAUCGUCGGGAAGAAAAACGAAUUGCCAGAAGAGAAAAAAGAGCAGGAGAAGAUGGAGAAGUUGUAGGAGAAGGACUAAUGUGUUUUGAUCCUAAAGAGUUGAGGAUGCAAAGAGAGCAAGCACUUUUGAAUGCUCGUAGUGUACCAGUUCUGAACAGACAAAGAGAUGCAGAUAUUGAAAAAAUUCAUUAUCCACAUGUUUAUGAUGCCCAUGCUGAAGCUAUGAAAACGUCAGCAUUCAUUGGGGGUGCAAAGAUGCUUUUACCAGAAGGGAUCCAAAGGGAGAACAAUAAGAUGUAUGAAGAAGUAAAAAUUCCCCACAGUGAACCCAUGGCACCAGGCUUUGAGGAAAAAGAAGUUUUUAUUAAAGAUUUAGAUGAGAUUGGCCAGCUGGCUUUUAAGGGAGUGAAAAAACUAAACCGAAUCCAGUCAAUAGUAUUUGAGACAGCCUACAACACAAAUGAAAACAUGCUGAUUUGUGCACCCACUGGAGCUGGGAAGACUAACAUUGCCAUGCUUACAGUCUUGCAUGAAAUUCGACAACAUGUUCAACAAGGUGUUAUCAGAAAGGAUGAAUUUAAGAUAGUGUAUGUUGCUCCAAUGAAGGCUUUGGCAGCUGAAAUGACAAAUUACUUUAGUAAGCGUCUGGAGCCAUUGAGCAUCACAGUGAAAGAGCUGACUGGUGACAUGCAGUUGUCCAAAGGUGAAAUUUUGCGAACACAGAUGCUUGUGACCACACCUGAAAAGUGGGAUGUGGUAACAAGAAAGAGUGUCGGAGAUGUAGCCCUUUCCCAGCUUGUAAAGCUUCUGAUUCUUGAUGAAGUCCAUCUGCUGCAUGAGGACAGAGGCCCUGUGUUGGAAAGCCUAGUUGCACGAACUUUACGACAGGUUGAAUCUACACAGAGCAUGAUAAGGAUUUUGGGACUUUCUGCUACGUUACCUAACUACCUCGAUGUUGCUACUUUUUUGCAUGUCAAUCCCUAUAUUGGACUUUUCUACUUUGAUGGCCGUUUUAGGCCAGUACCUCUUGGACAGACAUUUUUGGGAAUUAAGACAACAAAUAAGGUGCAACAGUUGAAUAACAUGGAUGAAGUAUGUUAUGAAAAUGUUUUGAAACAAAUAACAGCUGGACACCAGGUGAUGGUUUUUGUGCAUGCUCGAAAUGCCACUGUACGAACAGCUAUGGCCUUAAGAGAAAAAGCCAAAAAUAAUGGCCAUAUUUGCUAUUUUUUGCCAAACCAAGGACCUGAAUAUGGACAUGCUGAAAAACAGGUGCAAAAGUCAAGAAAUAAGCAGUUGCGAGAAAUGUUCCCAGAUGGCUUUAGUAUUCAUCAUGCUGGAAUGCUUCGACAGGAUAGAAGUUUGGUUGAAAACUUGUUUUCUCAUGGACAUAUCAAAGUCCUAGUUUGUACAGCUACAUUAGCAUGGGGUGUCAAUCUCCCUGCUCAUGCUGUUAUCAUUAAGGGAACACAAAUAUAUGCUGCAAAAAGAGGUUCCUUUGUUGACCUUGGAAUUUUAGAUGUCAUGCAGAUAUUUGGUCGAGCUGGAAGGCCACAAUUUGAUAAAUUUGGGGAAGGCAUAAUCAUAACAACUCAUGAUAAACUCAGCCAUUACCUGACUCUACUUACUCAACAGAAUCCAAUUGAAAGCCAAUUUUUGGAAAGUCUUGCAGAUAAUCUGAAUGCAGAGAUUGCUCUGGGAACAGUUACUAAUGUGGAAGAAGCAGUGAAGUGGAUAAGUUACACUUAUCUUUAUGUACGGAUGAGAGCAAACCCAUUAGUGUAUGGCAUCAGUCACAAAGCCUAUCAGAUGGAUCCAACAUUAGAGAAACAUCGAGAACAGUUAGUCAUUGAAGUUGGACGAAAGCUAGACAAAGCUCGCAUGAUUCGUUUUGAAGAACGGACUGGAUAUUUUUCUUCAACAGAUUUGGGCAGGACUGCCAGCCAUUACUAUAUCAAAUACAACACCAUUGAGACUUUCAAUGAACUCUUUGAUGCUCAUAAAACAGAAGGCGAUAUCCUUGCUAUAGUAUCUAAAGCUGAAGAAUUUGAGCAAAUUAAGGUCAGAGAAGAGGAAAUAGAGGAGUUAGAUGUUUUAUUGAAUAAUUUCUGUGAACUCUCUGCUCCUGGAGGUGUAGAAAAUAGUUAUGGAAAAAUAAAUAUCCUUCUUCAAACGUAUAUAAGCCGAGGAGAAAUGGAUAGUUUCUCCCUCAUAUCAGAUUCUGCAUAUGUUGCACAGAAUGCAGCUAGAAUUGUGCGUGCUCUUUUUGAAGUUGCUCUCAGAAAACGGUGGCCUGCCAUGACUUACCGGCUUCUGAACCUCAGCAAAGUCAUUGACAAGCGAUUGUGGGGUUGGGCUAGCCCUUUGAGACAGUUCUCAGUGUUACCACCAUCUGUCCUUACAAAAUUAGAAGAAAAGAAACUCACUGUAGAUAAGCUGAAAGACAUGAGGAAAGAUGAAAUAGGUCACAUGCUGCAUCAUGUGAAUAUUGGACUAAAGGUCAAGCAGUGUGUCCAUCAAAUUCCUUCCAUUACACUGGAAGCAGCCAUCCAGCCCAUUACACGUACUGUACUCAGAGUAAGACUGAACAUCUGUCCUGACUUCAAGUGGAAUGAUCAGGUGCAUGGUACAGUUGGAGAACCCUGGUGGAUUUGGGUAGAAGAUCCCACAAAUGAUCAUAUUUAUCAUUCAGAGUAUUUUCUCAUUCAAAAAAAGCAGGUCAUUGCUAAAGAAUCUCAGUUGCUGGUAUUUACAAUCCCUAUUUUUGAACCUUUACCAUCUCAGUAUUACAUUCGGGCUGUUUCUGACAGAUGGUUAGGCGCAGAGGCUGUAUGUAUCAUCAACUUUCAACAUUUGAUUUUACCAGAGAGACAUCCUCCUCACACAGAAUUACUGGAUCUGCAACCAUUACCUGUCACAGCUUUGGGAUGCCGAAAAUAUGAAUCCUUAUACAACUUCACCCACUUCAAUCCUGUACAGACACAGAUAUUUCACACAUUGUAUCACACAGAUUGUAAUGUACUACUUGGAGCACCCACUGGCUCAGGAAAGACUGUAGCUGCUGAAUUAGCCAUCUUCAGAGUCUUUAACAAGUAUCCCUCAUCAAAGGCUGUCUAUAUUGCACCACUGAAAGCUCUAGUACGUGAAAGAAUGGAUGAUUGGAAAGUUAGAAUAGAAGAAAAACUUGGUAAAAGAGUUAUUGAGCUAACAGGAGAUGUGACUCCUGAUAUGAAAUCCAUUGCCCAAGCUGACCUAAUUGUCACUACACCAGAAAAGUGGGAUGGAAUCAGCAGAAGUUGGCAGAACAGGAGCUAUGUUAAAAAAGUUGCCAUUCUCAUUAUAGAUGAGAUCCAUCUGCUAGGGGAUGAAAGAGGCCCAGUCCUAGAGGUUAUUGUGUCUCGAACUAACUUCAUUUCUUCUCACACGGAAAAACCUGUUAGAGUAGUUGGAUUGUCUACUGCGUUAGCUAAUGCCAGAGACCUUGCUGACUGGCUCAAUAUUAAUCAGAUGGGGUUGUUCAACUUCAGACCAUCAGUUCGUCCCGUUCCUCUGGAAGUUCAUAUUCAGGGUUUCCCAGGUCAACAUUACUGCCCUCGUAUGGCUAGUAUGAAUAAGCCUGCAUUUCAGGUGGGGACUGCUUUUGUUCAAAUGAAUGACGUCAUUGGAACAAUAAGAGAUUCUAACCUAAAACUGACUCUUGCCUUUGGAAUAGGAAUGCAUCAUGCUGGACUGCAUGAAAGAGAUAGAAAAACAGUAGAAGAAUUAUUUGUAAAUUGUAGAAUCCAGGUUCUUAUUGCUACAAGCACAUUAGCAUGGGGUGUAAACUUUCCAGCUCAUUUAGUAAUUGUUAAAGGGACAGAAUAUUAUGAUGGAAAAACAAGGCGCUAUGUGGAUUUUCCCAUAACAGAUGUACUUCAGAUGAUGGGACGUGCUGGUAGACCUCAAUUUGAUGAUCAAGGCAAAGCUGUAAUCUUGGUUCAUGACAUAAAGAAAGAUUUCUACAAAAAGUUUCUUUAUGAACCAUUCCCAGUAGAAUCAAGCUUACUAGAUGUGCUUUCUGAUCAUUUGAAUGCUGAGAUUGCUGCUGGUACAAUAACAUCCAAGCAGGAUGCAAUGGAUUAUAUUACCUGGACUUAUUUUUUCCGUCGGCUUAUCAUGAACCCCAGUUACUAUAACCUGGAUGAUGUGAGCCAUGAGUCCAUGAAUAAGUUCCUUUCAAACCUUGUGGAAAAGGCCCUCAUUGAGCUGGAACAUUCUUAUUGUAUUGAAAUUGGAGAGGAUAAUCGGAGCAUUGAACCACUUACAUUUGGCCGAAUUGCAUCCUAUUAUUAUUUGAAGCACCCAACCGUCAGAAUGUUCAGGGAUCAUUUGAAACCUGAAUGCAGCGUGGAAGAUUUGCUUUCAGUUCUGACAGAUUCUGAAGAAUAUGCAGAUCUGCCAGUGAGGCACAAUGAAGAUCAGAUGAAUGGUGAACUGGCAAGGAAUCUCCCCAUUGAAGUAAAUCCUCAUUCAUUUGACAAUUCCCACACAAAAGCACAUCUCCUGCUGCAAGCUCAUUUCAGCCGAGCCAUGUUACCAUGCCCAGAUUAUGGCACUGACACUAAAACAGUGCUGGACCAAGCUAUCAGAGUAUGUCAGGCAAUGUUGGAUGUUGCAGCAAACCAAGGCUGGUUAGUAACUGCCCUGAAUAUUACCAGUCUGAUUCAGAUGGUAAUCCAGGGUCGAUGGAUAUAUGACUCCUCUCUUCUUACACUGCCACACAUAGAGCAGCACCAUCUUCAUCUUUUCAGGAAAUGGAGCCAAGGAAAAAGAAAGGGUCCACCUGGAAGUUAUCAGGGUCCCAUUGAAUGCCUUCCUGAAUUGAUUGCUGCUUGUGAAGGAAAAGAGAAAAUAUUCAAUUGCAUUAUAGAUGGGGAACUUCAAACUGCCCAUGUGGCUCAGGCUUGGAAUUUCUUGUCUCAUUUGCCAGUGAUAGAUGUUGACUUCAGCAUUAAAGGCUCGUGGGAUUCAGCUGAGGGACAGAACGAACUGUGUAUCCCAACUUUGGCAACAGAUGGACGAGAUGACAAAAAAUGGAUCAAGUUACACGCUGAUCAAGAGUAUGUGCUUCAGGUCAACUUGCAGAGAGUCCACAUGGGGUACCAGAAGGGAAAACAUGACAGCAAAGCUAUUACUCCUAGAUUUCCCAAAUCUAAGGAUGAAGGGUGGUUUUUGAUAUUAGGCGAAGUAGAUAAAAAAGAACUUGUCGCUUUGAAAAGAGUGGGGUACAUCAGAAAUAGAAAUUCUGUCUCUGUUGCUUUUUAUACUCCUGAAACAUCUGGAAGGUAUAUCUACACACUUUAUCUUAUGAGUGACAGCUAUCUUGGCAUGGACCAGCAGUAUGACAUUUAUCUGAAUAUCAUCCCAGCGAGUGUUUCAGCACAGAUCAACACUAAGGUCUCUGAUGCCUUGACUGACCUGGCUGUGAAGUAACCUGACCUGAACAAUACCUUUGAAAGAAGUGGUUGUGAAAUCUGGCUGUUCAGUCUUCUGGACAACAUUGAAAUUACUUGAUGUUUGCCUUAGUGGAAUCAACUUCUAACCUCAAGACACCUCGGAAAUUGAAAAGUGGCUGCUGUAUUGACUCUAGUAACCCAGAGUUAGCCACAGUGGCCUUAUAAAAAGUUGCCUUUU